UGAUAAUAUCGCACCGGAUACAGAAGCUGGUGGUGAAAAAACGAUAGGAUGGUAAAUGUUUAUUUAAAAUAAAUAGAACAAUGAGCCUCAUGAUGGUUUCAAAAGUAUUGGCUUUGAUGCUGCUGACAUCACAUUGCCAGUCAGAAAACAUCCACAUUGGAGCUGUUCUCAGCAAUAUGGAAGUUGUUAACCACUUAAAAGAAUUCGUCCACGAAGCAAACUCAAGACUAGACGUCAAGGCAGCAGGUCUGUCGUUCAACGUGACCGCUCAGCCCAUGGAUGCCAAUCCGAUUCGCUCAGCUUUGUCAGUUUGUGAUGACAUCAUCACAAAGCGUGUGCACAUCAUGAUUGCAAGUCAUCCAUUUGAGCAUGAUGUGUCACCAAUAUCUGUUUCCUACACCUGUGGAUACUAUGGCAUGCCUCUGAUUGGUAUAUCUGCAAGAGAUAGUGCUUUCUCAGACAAGAAUGUCCACCCAACAUUCAUGCGCACAGUGCCGCCAUACUUCAACCAGGCGGUGGUCUGGGUUGACCUACUGACCCACUUUGGCUGGAACCAGGUCAUCUUUGUGCAUGGCAUGGACGAGGAAGGAAGGGCCAUACUCAGUCGCUUCCAGACCCUGGCUGAACAGCGGGAAAUCAAGAUUGAAAAGACAGUGAAAUUCUCCAUCGGUACUACCAACUUCACGGAGCUGCUGCAAGAUGUGGUUGAGGCUCAGUCAAGAAUAGUGCUCUUGUCAGCUGGCAAGGAGGAUGCAGAGGUGCUGUUUAACAAUGCAGCAGAGCUGAGGAUCGCGUAUGGAUCAGAAUAUGUGUGGCUGGUGACUGAGGAAGCCAUGAAAGCCUACAGUACUCCUGUUGGUGCUGUGGGUCUGGAGCUCAUCAACGAGGAUGAGGAAGCCAAUCUGGAGGACAGCGUCAAGCUGAUAGUGGACUCUGUCGUUGAGCUGUUUAGAUCGGGCAACAUGACCGCCAUCAAGGACACUCCGGACUCAUGCUCUACACCCAUGACCAGCAAGUGGCGGGAUGGCAUGGCUCUAUUUGAGCACAUGAAAAGCAUGACUAUUGAAGGCCGGACAGGGAUGCUUCAGUUUACAAAUGAAGGAGACAGGCUGAAUUCAAUAUACUACAUCCAGAAUAAGCAACAGGACAGGGUGCAAAUGGUUGGAUACCAUGGUAACAAAGAGUCUCAAGGUCAAAUGGUGAACCUUCGCAAUGAAAUAGUAUGGCCUAAUGGAGAGACUGAUACACCAGAGGGUGUGCAGAUUUCUACACAUUUACAGGUGGUCACCAUUGAGUCAAAGCCUUUUGUCUACCGCUUUCCAUUGCUAACAGAAAAUGAUAUGAAUCAUUGUGACAAAAAAAAGGGAGUUAACUGCUCUUUUACAAACUCCACCACAGGGGAAACAACAUUCCACUGUUGCUAUGGUUACUGCAUGGAGAUGUUGAAACUUAUUGCUGGCAAAGUGAACUUCACAUACAGUGUACAUCUGAGUGCAGAAAAUAUAUUUGGCUCUUUUAAAAGGGUUGGCAAUGGCACGAAGAAGGAGUGGACGGGUAUGAUGGGAGAGCUGACAAGGGAUGAUGGGGUGACCUCUGACCUAUUAGUUGCCCCCCUAACCAUUAACCCCGAGAGGGCUGCCGCCAUUGACUUCUCCAAGCCCUUCAAGUACCAGGGCCUCAGCAUACUUGUGAAGAAGGCCCAAAAGGACUCAAGCCUGGCCUCUUUCCUGCAGCCCUUCACAGACACCCUGUGGAUCCUGGUGGCCCUGUCUGUGCACAUUGUGGCUCUCGUGCUGUACCUGCUGGACCGCUUCAGCCCGUUUGGCCGCUUCAAACUUGCCAAGAACGAUGAUACAGAGGAGGACGCUCUAAACCUCUCCAGUGCCAUGUGGUUUGCCUGGGGAGUGCUACUCAACAGCGGUAUUGGAGAAGGCACUCCCAGGAGCUUCAGUGCGCGUGUACUGGGCAUGGUAUGGGCAGGCUUUGCCAUGAUCAUCGUGGCCUCCUACACGGCCAACCUGGCUGCCUUCCUGGUACUGGACAGGCCUGAUGCCUCCAUAUCUGGAAUUGACGAUUCUAGGUUGCGCAACCCCAAUGAGAAUUUCCGCUAUGCCACAGUGAAGGACAGUGCAGUGGAGAUGUACUUCAAGAGACAGGUCGAGCUGUCCACCAUGUACAGGAAAAUGGAAGAGUUAAACUACGCCAACGCUGAUGAUGCCAUCAGAGAUGUGAAGAUUGGCGAGAAGCUUCAAGCCUUCAUCUGGGACUCGUCCAGGCUUGAGUAUGAGGACCUCAAGGACUGUGACCUGGUUAGGGUGGGGGAACUCUUUGGGAGGUCCGGCCUGGGGGUGGGGCUAAAAAAGGGCAGCCCCUGGACCCACAGGGUAUCCCUGGCAAUACUGGGGCUGCACGAGGGAGGGGACAUGGAGAAACUGGACAAUGAAUGGAUACUUGUUGAGAGCACCGAGUGCCCCGAGCGUGCCCCAACACCCGCUACCCUGGGUCUUACCAAUAUGGCAGGAGUAUUUAUGAUGGUGGCUGGAGGGAUUGUAGCGGGAGUAUUCCUGAUAUUUGUGGAGAUCCUGUACAAGCGGCAUCGGGGACUGAAGGAGAAGGAACUGGAACUGGCCAGGAAUGCUGCUGAUAGAUGGAGGGGAAAUAUUGCGAAAAGGAAACAGCUUCGACAUUCAUGGGCCUACCUUCGAUCCCUGAGAGGGGAGCCUAGUAAAGAUAGCAGUCAUCCAUAGCUGUUUAUUUAUACUUCUAUAAUCAUUUUACUAAGGUUCAUCCUUAUCCCAUUUAAAUCAGUUUCUACAGUGGUAAUAUGUAAUUUUUGAAGUUUUCAGCAUAAGUAACUGUGCUUGAUGACACGCCUAUUAAUUCAACAAUUGAGUUUUUAACUUUUAAUAAAGCAACGCUCACAGUGCCUUUGCUAAAUAAACAAACCAAGUAUGACAUAUUUUUAAAACUUGAGUAGUUAUCAAUCUGAUUAGCUAUUGUUUCAACUUUUUUAAACAUUAUUUGUUAUGCCUCCUGACAGCCAUUGCCUUCACUUUCUUUGACACUAUAUUUGCUGGAGCAUCUGGAUGCAUGAAGCAUAUAUUGUUCUCUUUUUAAAUCCUUCCAUCUUUUCACACAUGACAGGAAACAAUUUAACCAUGUAGUCUUUUACCAACACUGAUUACUAAACCUGUUUGAUGGAUAAAAAGAUAAUUGACAAUCACAUUUCCACUGUAUAUCACCAAAACAUUAACCUUGACAUUAUUUUCACUUGCACAAUGUCUUGGUCAAAACAAAUUUUGUACCAUUUCUUCUAGAAGCAUGAUUGUUCUACAAAACACUUGGAUAAUCACACAGUUGAUGCUUUAGCCCAUCCAAGAUUCCCCAAUCCACCCAUUUUAUCCAAUUUCUCUUAACUCCAUUAUUGACCUUGACAUAAUUUGAACUCCGUAUACUUCAAUCACUCAUAUGCGACAGGUUGAGUAGAAUUUGCCAUUUGAUCUGCAUUCACAAAGCGUCCUUUAACUCUGAUUCUUAAACAGGUUUUGCCUAUCACUUCCCGGUAUUCCCUAUCCACUUAUUGAAACAGCAUUUGCUUUGACCAAGAGCUGGUCUUAGAAAUGGGCUAUCUAGUAUCAACCCAGGCUUUUGUGAAUCAAACACUGAUUUUUUUCGAACCUGAGAAGGGUAUCAAUAUAGAAGUCAAUUAAGCAUUUUUAUUGACUUAAUUAUAUUAUGCUGCCAAUAUUUACCUUAUUUGUUGUUUUGUUGGUCAAUAUAGCAAUAUACUUAGCUGCUGAAGUAAAAUAUGCCAUUGUAAUAUUUGUUUAAUGUUGUACAUCUAUAUGUUAUAUACAUCAAAGGGUGUUUUAUUAUACUGUGCUUGGAUUGUUAACGUAGUGUUGUAUAUUGUGUUUCUUGUCUAGUUUCAAUUCACCAAUAAUUUGAAGGAUUGUCAAAUUGAAACUCAGUAUUUUUGUAAAUUUAUCUUGUUUUCUUGUUUAUUAUGUACUUCAAAUAUAUAUUAUACAAUAAGCAGUAAAUACCAGUGCAAUAUUUUUUCUUGAUAAUUAUGUAUUGUGGUUUUUUUGUAGCUCAGUUAAGCACAACAUGCUCUGAGUUAGCUUUUGUGAUCACAUUUUGUCUGUUGUUCAUCAUUAUUCGUGUGUUGUCAACAUUUAUCUUGUGAGCUAUAGACUUUAUUAAUUGCCCAAUCUCAAAAAACAUGUUUGUAAAAAAAAUUCAAUGACAUCUUGACUGAGUUUCCAUCUGGAUCUUGAGAGGUUUAAAACUGGUCACUUUGUCUUAUUAAAGAAAAAGGUUGCAAAUGUUUAGGAGGAAUAUUUUUCUCCAAUCUGUUUGAACCUUUUUCUUAACAUUUGUUCAAAUUAUAUCUCAGCAGAUUUCAAAAAUGGUUCUCAUUCAUUGCAAAAAUAGCCAUAUGGGGUCGGAGCAGAUUUCCUGUUCAAAUCUUAUUGAAAAUUGCUUAGAGUUUGUUCUAAUAAUAUAAUUGACGAGUUAAAAAAUGUUUUGUCUAAAACGGACGCAUAAAUGUACCUUAUUUGAUUAAAUUGAACCUUGUGAACACUUAAAAUGCCACAUGUUUUUGCCUAAUUAGAAAAAAAGCUUUAUAAAAACAUUUGUUUUAUUCAAAUCUCAGACGAGUUCAAAAUUGGCUACCGGUAAAAAGCAAGGUUAGAAUCCAAAUUUAUUAUACAAACAUCACAGAGCUGCUUAUAACAGUUACGGUCAUUCUGAGGUGAACGAACUAUGGUAUUUUCACUCUUGUUGUACAUAUCACAUUCGUUUGUAUCAGUCUCGUUUAUGCAUUGAUACCCUUUUAACAUGGAAUAAUGUCCUUUACAGGAUACUAUUAUUUAUUUUAUGAAGUAGAGAAAACGUUUAUUUUUAGCUUCAAUAUUAUUAUCUCAUGUAUUUUCUCCAAUAUUAUCUCAUGUAUUUUCUGCCAUUCUCCUCUGUAAAUAUUAAUAUUGUCUUCAACAUACCAUCACUGUAUGCAUUUAACUUAGAUGAUCAUAUGUAUGUUGUUUUUUCUCAUUUGUAAGUAAAAUAAUUGUAACCAACGGUAUGUUAAUUAUUUCGAUUUUUACGAAAUCACUGCCAUUAUAUUUGAAAAAGCUAUACAUGUAUAUGCACACAUGUAUGUCACCACUGUUUCAAUCUUUAUAAACCAACAUUAAAGCCUGUGUACUAAGAUUUUUAUAUUACAGUCGGCCUUAAUCAAGUGCCUUAACAUAUUAAGCAAUUAUGAAAUUAUGCAUGCGUUUUGUUAUAUUUGUGUUUUACUGCAUCAUUGUUGUAAAAGUAGUUUUUGUGAUUAUAUUUUUAUAAUUUAGUUUAUGAAGUUUUGUUUUGUCUCCUGUGUCAAUCAAUCGAGUGAAAAUGGUUUGAAAAUGGCCGAAGACAUCAUGUGAAGGAUAAGUUUAAAGAUAUUCCUAACACUAGAAAUUUUUCAUUGAUCGAUGGUGUGUCACUUGCAAGCCUAGCGGCCUAAGCUUAAUACGCUAUAAUAAAUGUGUUUUUUCAAGAUAUAUGUAUAACAAUACGUCAUGUUUAGGAAUCCAAAUUUACGCGAAUAAUUGUAAAUGUGGAUGUUGUGACUCUAGGUUAUGUGCUACUUGAUGACUUGCAACAUUUUGGUUAACACAAUCAAAAAAAGGUAUUUAAUCACUUAAUGGACACACCACGACCCUCACUUGCAGCUUUAUAAACUUCAUGAACGUCUAUAUAUGUAUACUUUUGAAACUCUAAAUAUAACAAUGGGCUACAGAACAAUUUUUGCUGCAUUUAAAAUGAAUGCAAAAGCUUUAAAAGUGGAACCAUUUAUUGAAGAAUUUAUAAAUGUCAACCAGUUUUAAAUCGAAAUACAAAUGUAAAUAGUAAUGCACACAUUAUUACGUGUUGUUUUUAUUGUAUCUAAGUCACUAUAUAUCCGGUGUUGUUUUAUUGAUGUGCAAAAGCUAUUUUUAUGGCACUUAUUUCCAUGCACCUCGUAUAAGUUCAUGCUAUGUUUACGUUGUGUUGAUGACUUUUACAAACCUACUGCUGUGUUUUUUUUCUCUUGAUUAUUUUUUUUUGUAUUUGCUAUUUUCUAAGUAAAUAUAUCGAUUUUGU
This is a messenger RNA of Dreissena polymorpha, 6135 nucleotides long. RefSeq names its product glutamate [NMDA] receptor subunit 1-like. Gene Ontology annotation, biological process: regulation of membrane potential; monoatomic ion transport; ionotropic glutamate receptor signaling pathway. Gene Ontology annotation, molecular function: NMDA glutamate receptor activity. The record is from RefSeq and is a predicted model, not a curated record. Gene Ontology annotation, cellular component: neuron projection; plasma membrane; synapse. Bases 81 to 2747 code for a protein of 888 amino acids. The transcript is spliced from 16 exons. Lineage: Eukaryota; Metazoa; Mollusca; Bivalvia; Myida; Dreissenidae.